AGACAGCCGACAUCCAUGAAAAAAACCUUCUCUCAUUUUGUGUGGAAGUGGUCAAUCAUGGCUGCCGUCAGGAGUCAAUGGUGGACGCAGACAUGGACAUUGUUUGUCCUCUUCACCUGGAUGUGUGUCGGUCGGACACAAGCCGGACCACACUACCUGGUUGGAAUCCCCGCCACUCUGGAAGCUGGAGCUGAUACCAGCUUCUGUGUGAGUCUGCUGCAACCCACCGAGAUCCUGACCAUGACGGUGUCUUUGAACUCUGGAAAGGUCAACCAAACUCUUUUCCGUGAGGCAUCCAGCGAACACUUCCACAAGUGUGUCAGCUUUAAGGUUCCGCUUCCAAACGGCGAUGAGGAGGUACAGGAACUGGCCGUGGAGGUACAGGGUGUAAAGUUCUACUCGAGAGAGGUCAGGAAAGUCUUGAUCAAAGUCUACAAACCGAUGACUUUCGUCCAAACUGAUAAACCCAUCUACCUCCCCGGACAAACGGUGCAAUUCAGAGUUGUAUCGAUGGACUCCAAGUUCAGACCUGCCUCUCAGGAGUACCAAACCAUUCUAAUUGAGGAUUCUCACGGAAACCGCAUUGGACAGUGGUUGAACCAAACGUCGCAAGGUAAAAUCUUGCAGCUGUCUCACUCCUUGAACUCUGAGGCACAGGAAGGAUCCUACCAAGUCAUCGUGUCAGCGGACGAAAUGAAAAUAUACCAUAACUUUAAAGUGGAGAAAUAUGUUCUGCCAAAAUUUGAUGUCACGAUAGAAGGCCCGGCUAAAGCGACCAUUGUGGAGGAGGACCUUAUCUUUGACGUGUGUGCACAGUACACAUAUGGUCAACCUGUGCCAGGCAGGGUCGCAUUUAAGGUGUGUCGACCAUUCCAUUCCUACAUUUAUUCGAGUGUCGAUGGACGGGAUGCACCCCCUGAACUUGAGCCGCCAUGCUAUGAGGACAAAAAGCAGACUGACAAGACCGGCUGUGCCAGAUUUACUGUGAAGUUGUCAACUUUCACAAAAAUUGACCAAAAGGCAGUCCAAGAUGCCCUGGAAGUCCAAGCUGAGGUGAAAGAAACUGGGACAGAUAUUACACGGAUCAGUUUGUCAAGAACGCCAAUUUCCUAUGUAAUCGGAAAGCUGUCAUUCGUGGAAACCGAUAAGAUUUAUGAGGAAGGAACAACCGUGCAAGGAAAAGUGAAAGCGGUCCACUACAACAAUACUCCCAUUGCUAACAUGGACGUCCACCUGCUCGAGGGCCAAAACUGGAUGGCACGUCUUCUCAAGAAUCUCACGACAGACAGUGACGGUAUUGCGACGUUCUCGUUUGACACCAGCGACAUCAAGGGUGAUAUUCGGCUCUAUGUUAGCGCCUCAACAAACCUGGAUUAUGCUUAUAGAGCCCCUCACUAUGAAAAUGGAGACCACACAGUGUCCCUGUAUCAAGAACCUACUCCUCAUACGAAGACUGUCAGCUCCCUGACGGUAAAGAAGAUGGUCGACUCAAUUCCUUGUGACGCCGAUACGACUCUCACCAUCCAAUAUACCAUAGCUGGAGAGUCUCUGGGUAUCGCAGAAAUUAUUUAUCUGGUCUUAUCCAGAGGUGCCAUCGUCUUCCAAGGAGCCAAGCAGAUUAAAGUCGAAGAUGGUUCAGUAACCGAGGGUGAGAUGACUUUCCAGUUGCACGUUUCCCCGGCGAUGGCACCGGCUCUCCAGAUUGUUGCGUAUGCUGUGCUACCCAGUGCAACUGUGAUUGCCCACAGUGAGGACUUCACCACUGAGAAAUGCUUCACGAAUAAAGUCUCGGUGGACUUUUGUCCAUCGUCCGCUGUCCCGGGAGAAGAAACCAAAUUGCAAGUGACUGCUAAGCCACACUCGCUCUGUGGGGUCAGUGCUGUCGACCAGAGCGUCCUCAUCAAAGAGCCUGGAAAGACCUUAAAUGCAGAUAAGAUAUUUACCUUGCUGCCCGUCACAAAAUCAUCCUAUAUUCCAUACAACGUUGAAGAUGCAGUGGAAUGCUUAUAUGUCCGGCCUAGAAGAUCCAUUUCACCAUUCCCCAGGAGGAACCUAGAUGAUCCUUAUACAGUUUUCCAGAAUAACGGCCUGAAGAUGGCAACCAAUUUGUUCAUUCGAGUGCCCUCCUGCCUGAAGUACCUCGGAAGAGAAUACCAUCACAGCCCCUAUGGAGGCUAUUAUCCAGGUAUUGCUCUGAGGUAUGAGAGCGCUCCAGACAUGGUUGCAGCGGCUAGUCCUAUGGGACGAGGACCCUCUAAUGAACCCCCAAUUCAGACGAUCCGCAGUUUCUUCCCAGAGACGAUGUUGUGGAGCCUUGUGGAAGUUGGGAACUCUGGCGUGCAGGAUGUGGCCGUAACGGCCCCAGACACCAUCACCACAUGGGAGACCGAAGCGUUCUGCCUGUCCUCUGAGGGUUUUGGCUUGGCUCCCCGUCAAAAGUUAACUGUCUUCCAGCCUUUCUUCCUCGAACUCACGCUUCCCUACUCCAUCAAACGUGGGGAACAUUUUGAGCUGAAGGCGACAGUCUUCAACUUCCUCUCCAAAUGCAUUAUGGUCAGUGUGACUCCAGCUCCCUCCAAGGAUUACACCCUCACCGCCCUUUCUGGUGAUAUGUACAAUUCCUGCUUAUGCGGAAACGAGCGCAAGACUGUCAAAUGGAAGAUGGCCCCGUCAACCUUAGGGACUGUCAACGUGACCGUGACUGCUGAGGCUGUGCCAUCCCAUGCCUCUUGUGACAACGAGGUGGUUAACGUGCCAGAAAGAGGUCGUAUUGAUGUUGUCACACGAUCGCUCAUUGUGAAGGCAGAGGGAUCUGAGAUGACCAAGACCUACAACUGGCUGCUGUGCCCCAAAGGACAGAGUUUGAGCGAGGAAGCAGAGAUUGAACUCCCCAAGGAUGUGAUUAAAGGAUCGGAGCGUGGUUUAUUAUCUGUUCUGGGUGACAUCUUGGGCCGGGCCUUGAACAACCUCGAUGGGCUGCUGAGGAUGCCGUAUGGAUGCGGAGAACAAAACAUGGCGCUCUUGGCUCCAAAUGUUUACAUCCUCCAGUAUCUUAAACAGACACAGCAGCUGACGCCAGCCAUCGAGGAAAAGACUCUAAAGUUCCUGACCGGUGGCUACCAGAGACAGCUGAACUACAAACAUGGCAGUGGUGGAUACAGCACCUUUGGAACUGGAAAAGAGAACACUUGGUUGACUGCUUUUGUGGCAAGAGUCUUUGCCAAAGCAAUGUCUUUUGUUUACAUCGACCCUGCAACUGUGGAGCAUUCCAAGAACUGGCUGAAAGAACAACAAAAAGACAACGGUUGUUUCCAACAGUCGGGAAGACUUUUUCAGAACAGAAUGAAGGGCGGCGUUUCGGAUGAAGUAACUCUCACCGCUUACAUCACUGCUGCCUUUUUGGAGAUGAAUAACUCUGCAAAUGAUCCCGUGGUGAGCAAGAGCCUGGCCUGCCUCAGGGAGACCACCGAUGAGCUCAACAACAUUUACACGACAGCCCUGAUGGCCUAUGUCUUUACCUUGGCUAACGACCAGGAGACACGUGCUAUGCUUCUGCAGCACUUGGACAAUGUUAAAAUACAACAAGGUGGUUUGACUCACUGGUCUCAAAAAUCAUCAGAGACCUCAGCCUCUCUGUCUGUGGAGAUCAGCUCCUACGUGCUGCUGGCCAAACUUGGUGGCACUCCUUCCGCUGAAGACCUCGGUUACGCCGCUGGUAUUGUCAGAUGGCUGACAAGGCAGCAGAACUACAAUGGAGGCUUUGCUUCUACUCAGGACACAGUAGUGGCCCUUCAGGCGCUCUCCCUUUACUCCACUCUGGUGUUCAGUAAAGGCGGUGCAAGCACAGUGAUGGUCACGUCUCCCAGCGGUCCGUUGACGUUUAAUGUCAACCAGAAUAACAAACUGCACUACCAAGAGGUGGUGCUGAAGGAUGUCGAAGGGAAGUACAAUGUGGAGGUGAAGGGAUCGGCGUGCGCUGCUGUGCAGCUUUCUCUGCUGUACAACAUCCCGACACCCACCGAUGUCACAACUCUCAGCGUUGGUGUGCGGACAGAAGCAAACUGCACAAUGCAGACGAGCAGACCUAAACUCACUCUGAAGCUAAAAUCUUUAUACAGCGGCAAGGAGGGUAGUACAAACAUGGUCAUCCUGGAAAUCAAUCUGCUGUCUGGUUUUAAACCCGAGCCGGAGUCUUUGAGGAAGCUGAAAGGGGCCCUGCUGGUUGAUCGAGUUGACGAGAAGAAAGAUCAAGUAGUCAUGUACUUGGAGGAGCUACCAAAGGACAUAGCUAUUAACCAUAGCUUGGAUCUGGUACAAGAAAUCCCUGUGCUGGGCCUGAAACCAGCCGUUGUCAAGAUCUACGACUACUACGAGCCAAGUGACCAGGCUGAGGCAACCUACAAUUACUCUUGUUUGGCAGAAGCUUGAAGAAUGGCCAGUCUUGACUUCAUUGCGGAUUCUGUAUUAAAAUAACUUUUUGUUUUGAUACACUUGGUAUAACUCCAUGUCUGUUUUGUGUGACGCAGUUGACAUUUUGUGCAAAAGUCUUUUAAAAUGACUACUGUGAAAUACUCUGAAAAUGAAAUAAAGCAGUUAUAAAGUC
Molecule: messenger RNA, 4603 nt
Organism: Doryrhamphus excisus (bluestripe pipefish)
Lineage: Eukaryota; Metazoa; Chordata; Actinopteri; Syngnathiformes; Syngnathidae
Source: RefSeq, a predicted model, not a curated record